AGCUGACAGGGUUGCCACACCGUUAAGAGGGUUGCUUCUCUUUGUAAACAAUAAACGAACAAAAAUAUUUACAAAAUUACACAAAUAAAACCAAAUUAAAAACCAGCAAAAGACGACAAUUAAAAGAAUUUAUUAUGCAUGCUGUUGUUUGUUCUGUUCAGACGGAUUAAAAAAUAUGCGGUUAUACACAUGUCGGUUGCAUCCCUAAUCAUAAAUAAAUCAAUAGCGGCGUGAUUUGUUUACAAAAAUGUUUAACUAAAUUUUUGUGAAGCCAAACAGAAUGUUUACAGUUAAUUUUAAAUUAAGUGCAAUAUGUCAGUUGUUACUGCUAUUGCUGCUGCUAAAAAGCAAAGUGCUGCCGGCGUCCGCAUCCAAUGGGGAUCGCACACAAUUCUUUCACAAUUGUCGUCAGAACUGCGAACGAACAAAUUGUUCAGCCGAUGGCUUAGAGAUACAGGAACAGGCUAUUAGCUUCUAUGGUCAAACCAUUUUUGAUCGCCUCUUUGGCUGGAGCUGCGCGGAUGAAUGCUCCUAUGGUUGCAUGUGGCGCACAGUUUUUGCAUUUAUGGAGCGAGGCUGGCCUAUACCUCAGUUCUAUGGCAAAUGGCCAUUUCUACGGCUGUUGGGAAUGCAGGAGCCGGCAUCAGUUAUAUUUUCGGUAUUAAAUUUUAUUAUGCAUUAUCGUAUGUUACGCAAAUUUCGUUGGAUAGUGCGCCCAGACAGUCCCUGCUUUAUGCUUGCCCACAUCUUUGCUUUGGUAUGUCUUAAUGGGUGGAUUUGGUCAGCUAUAUUUCAUACAAGGGAUUUUCCCAUAACUGAGCUGUUGGACUAUGCAUUUGCAUACUCCAUUGUGCUCUGUUCCCUUUACUGCAUGCUAAUGCGCAUGCUGCAUCGAUACUCUCUCUUUUUAAGAGGCGUCAUUACCUUGGCUUGUGUCUCGUACUACAUCAACUACUUUGCAUAUCUGAGCACGGGCAAAUUCAAUUACUCUUUUAAUAUGAAGGUAAACAUAGCGACUGGUGUGCUAAAUGCAGUGGGCUGGUUUAUAUGGUGCCAACGUGUGCGCAAUCGGAGGCCCUACUUCAAGCGCAUUUUACGAUUUUACGUGUUGUUCGCUAUGGCCAUGAGCCUUGAAUUAUUGGAUUUUCCUCCUAUUUUAUGGAUACUCGAUGCACAUUCGCUGUGGCACUUGGCUACAGUGCCUAUAGUCCCAUUAUACUACGACUUUCUCAUUGAGGAUUGUCAGACUCUGCUUAAGGAGAAGGAAAUGCAACCAUCCUAUCCCCACUAUAACAAGGAUAUUUAGACAAUUAUAUAUAUUAUAUAUAUAUAAAUGACAGAUGUGUGGCCGUUAUAGUCGCUUUGCACUGUAUUGUAAAUG
Messenger RNA from Drosophila hydei, 1381 nucleotides. RefSeq names its product post-GPI attachment to proteins factor 3 (gene PGAP3). Gene Ontology annotation, biological process: GPI anchor biosynthetic process. The transcript has 4 exons. Lineage: Eukaryota; Metazoa; Arthropoda; Insecta; Diptera; Drosophilidae. Bases 281 to 1306 code for a protein of 341 amino acids. The record is from RefSeq and is a predicted model, not a curated record. Gene Ontology annotation, molecular function: hydrolase activity, acting on ester bonds. Gene Ontology annotation, cellular component: endoplasmic reticulum membrane.